Molecule: messenger RNA, 2598 nt
Organism: Ostrea edulis (European flat oyster)
Lineage: Eukaryota; Metazoa; Mollusca; Bivalvia; Ostreida; Ostreidae
Product: probable tRNA (uracil-O(2)-)-methyltransferase
Exons: 11
Coding region: 41-1960 (639 amino acids)
Biological process (GO): tRNA methylation
Molecular function (GO): metal ion binding; tRNA (uridine) methyltransferase activity
Source: RefSeq, a predicted model, not a curated record
AAGCGAUGAGUAUUUCCUAUAGACAAUGUCAACAUGUUAGAUGGAGAAAGAAGAUAUUAUUCGUUAUUUGGAGACUUUUGAAGAGGCUACAGUUGAUAAACUAUCAACAGUCGGGACUUUUGAAACUUUCUGUGAUGCAGUGACAAUCUGGAUAAAUAAACCUCACGUGGUAAACCGUCGAUUAUGCGGUUCAAAAGUUCUGUACCAAGACAGCACGUCAGAAGAGGACCUUAGUGGUUUUAUAAAGAAAUGUUUAUCAUCAUCGGAAAGACCUGAACAAGUGCACACUAGUGUUGAUUUAGAAGAAGUACCAUCUCUUUCAUCGAUCGUCGAUGUAUCAUUUUAUUUUGUUCUACGUGAAGUUUUCUACAAGCAAGUUAGUCAAGUGCCAACGAAAGAGGUCAUAUUGAUAGAUUUCAGAAAGCAGAUUGUAAAGUUCAUCACAAUUCCGGAUUUCUUGAGGAAAACAUCUAACAAUGAGAGUAGUGAUGGAGGAUACAUUAAGGUUGAUGAUGUCACAUACCAAUUACGUUUUAAGCAAGAGUGCAGUAAAUCAUGGAUAAUUUUGAAUGCAACAGAUCAGGUGUCUGAGCCAAAGCAAGGUUAUAUUGACUGGCUUAAAACAACAUUGUUGAGAAAAUUAGUCAAUUGGAGCUCAGAGAAAAAUCUACGCACCUCGGUCACCUCUCUCCGGUUAGUUCCUGUUGACAGGUACAACCAACUGUACAAUCACCUCAAGGAAAAGUAUGGCAAAAAAUUUGUGGCGAUAUGGCCAGAGAAAACAGAUCCUCAGAAAUUUGUGUAUGAAGAUGUUGCUAUUGCUGCUUAUUUGUUGAUCAUCUGGGAAAUGCAAAGGAAAGAGGAGAAACGUGAAGAACGUCAGAGUUUUGUUGAUUUGGGAUGUGGAAAUGGAUUACUUGUUCAUAUUCUUCGAUCAGAAGGGCACGCCGGUCUGGGAUUAGAUGUUAGGAAAAGAAACAUAUGGGACCUGUAUGGUGAUCAGACAAAAUUAAAGGAAGAGAGCAUAACUCCAUCAGCAGAAAGUACUUUUCCAGAUUUUGAUUGGCUGAUAGGAAACCAUAGUGAUGAACUGACACCUUGGAUCCCAGUCAUGGCAGCAAGGUCAUCCUAUAGCUGUAGCUAUUUUGUUCUUCCAUGUUGCCAUUUUGACUUUGACUGUAAAUUUAACCAGAAGGAGGCAAAUGAAAGUAACUAUAGGUCAUACUUAAACUUUGUCCAUGGGAUUGGGGAGGUGUGUGGUUUCAAUGUCCAAGAAGAUACUCUUAGAAUUCCCUCCACAAAACGAGUGUGUUUUAUUGGUCAAACAAGAAAUUACCCACCAGAAGAAAGGGACCUAGUUGAUGACAGGAUAGCUAAUUACAUAAAGUUAAGAAGCUCCAAGUCACUGCCCCCUAACAACGAGGGUAACCCAGCUAAAAGAAUGAAGACAGAGGACUCCUGGUCAGAGGGAUUCACGCCACGGAGCAGUGAGGAGAAGUCCCGUAACUGUAAAACCGUGAACGCUGAAACCGUUUCUUACAUUGUGCAGACAGUGUUCAGUGUUUUACUGAACAGCCCAGACUGUGAGACGAGGCAGCUGGAGGACGGUAGAGUUUGGAGAAAAGGAGGUAAAAAAUCUCUUGGUGAUGUUGUGAAACUGUUUGAUAAAGAUGUCCUGAAACAUUUAAAGUCUGAGUGUGGUGGUCUGCAGACGCUGUUAAGAAAUCACAACAGUGUGUUCAAUGUUUCUGGUGGAGCGGUCCAGUUGAGAGAUUUGACGUUAGAUGAACCCUAUAGUAAACAUUCCAAGUUAUCAAAAAAGGACAAAAGUCAGCACUUUAAGACAAUGCAGUGCUGGUUCUACAACAAUCACCCUGACGGAUGUCCGAUGACAGCAGAGAAGUGUCACUUCGCUCAUGGAGAGCAGGAUCUGAAAAAAGUGACGCUAACCAAAAGUUAAAUCUUACAGUAGAAGUAUAGAUAUGUGUAAUUUUAACCCCAGUCACCGGUUGUGAGUGCAACUCUUUUAGAGCUGCUGGAUUCUGUCCACUCAAACGUGAUUACAUAGCUGCAGUAUCCCUCAUUUCGCAUCAUUAAACUUUGAUCAGUGAUUGAAUGUAAAGGGAAGAUUUGAAGAGCAGGCAAAGUGUGGUUAGUGCGGCGGCGAGGUCCAGAUCUAAUAUUGGUUUUCAUUAAGUGCCAGACAGAAAUCAAUGUAUCUUUCAAUUUAAAAAUCUGUCUAAGUUAUCUUGUCAAUAGAAGCACUACACUAAAUCGGGAUUAUUGUAGAGUUGUUGUAAGGGCACAACAAACGGAAUUAGACACUCUUUGACUAGAGUUGUCCUGAGUUGCAGUUUUAGCUUUAACCUCUUUCAAUUCUGUUUUAAAAACAAUAUUUUCCCAACUUCUGUGGAUAGAAAAAUUAAAUUGAAAAAAAAUUGUAAUUGCGGAAAAUAUCUACUCCACACAUUGAAUGGUAGAUAUUUCCAUUUAAAUACACUGUUAAUUUGAAAGGAGUUGUUUCAAAUGUAAAGUUUUGAAUCGUUUCUUUGGAAUAUGAUAUUUUUCGGACUGAAUUAAAUUAUUAUACUUUCAAAA